This is a messenger RNA of Daucus carota subsp. sativus, 828 nucleotides long. RefSeq names its product thylakoid lumenal 15 kDa protein 1, chloroplastic. Lineage: Eukaryota; Viridiplantae; Streptophyta; Magnoliopsida; Apiales; Apiaceae. The record is from RefSeq and is a predicted model, not a curated record. The transcript has 8 exons. Bases 55 to 714 code for a protein of 219 amino acids. Gene Ontology annotation, cellular component: chloroplast thylakoid.
AUGGAUAAUUAGUUUGGUGACACAAACACACAAGAGCUUUGGUUUUGUAAUGCAAUGGCAGUUCUCAACUUCUCCUACAUGUGUCUUUCCAACCCACUUCCUCCAAAAUCCAAUCACUCUUCUUCUCUUCACUUCUCAUCUUCACUCACCUUUACCAAAGAACUGAAGAACACCAAUGCCAAGGUUAUAAAUGAAGACUCUUUUGGAGAUUUUGUAGCUAAAGCUGGCUUUGUGGGUCUUAUCUCUGCUUCUCUUUUCUUUGCAUCUGAUCCUGCACUUGCUUUUAAGGGUGGGGGUCCUUAUGGUUCUGAAGUAACAAGAGGACAGGAUUUAACUGGAAGAGAUUUUAGUGGCAAGACUUUGAUCAAGCAAGACUUUAAGACGUCAAUAUUGAGACAAGCCAAUUUUAAAGGUGCAAAGUUACUAGGAGCUAGUUUCUUUGAUGCUGAUUUAACAGGGGCUGAUCUAUCAGAUGCUGAUCUUAGAGGUGCAGACUUUUCAUUGGCAAAUGUAACAAAGGUAAAUUUGACUAAUGCUAACUUGGAAGGCGCACUUACGACUGGAAACACAUCUUUCAAGGGAUCGAUCAUAACAGGCGCAGACUUCACUGAUGUACCAUUGAGGGGAGAUCAAUUGGAAUACCUUUGUAAAGUUGCCGAUGGGGUGAAUCCGACCACUGGAAAUGAAACAAGAGACACACUGCUGUGUAAAUAAGUGCUCUACAACAAAGUAGCUGUACUUAAUACAGGCAAGAACAGGCAGUUUGAGCGCCAUGUUUUUUAUUCUGUUUGGGACAACACUGAUAAUCAUAAGCGAGCAUUUUGAUUC